UCUCACAGAACUAGUCGACCGUGACUCCUCGCCAUAUUGUCGAGUGUGGUUGUCAAUAGACGGCCCAAUCAUUGGAUCUGUUCACAGGGUAGGUAACACUACACUACACCUACCUACGUGCGGGUUACAAUAUCCCUGUCGAUAUAUCUCCUGAUAUCAGUCAGGAUUAGACUGUACGGGAGCCUGUCACGUGACCACAGAACGCCCCACUGAUGGCCAUAUAACACAACCCACAACAAUAUGGCGGAGACGACGUUUGCUGGGUUACCCGUGUUCCCUGCGGCUAGGAUUGAACAAUUCCGGGCCAUGGAACCUGCUAUAUUCCACGAGAAAGAGCUUGUGUUGGACACCGCUAGGUGUCGCCAACUUGUCCACCAGCUGAAGCGCGAACUUAUGUUAGGAAUUGCUGGUGAGGGAAUACAUAUGGGUGGGGAUGGACCCCUUACAUUAUUCCAAAUAGGAACAUUUCAUGGAAAGGUCUACAUCUUUGAUACGCUUGUGAAUGUGGAGUUAUUCGAUAAAGGAGGAUUGCGAUUUCUACUGGAAUCUGAAGAUAUACUGAAGGUAACACAUUCAUCAUGCCAACUGAGCGCCGCCCUCUUCUACCAGUUUGCUGUGAGAUUGAGGAACGUCUUUGAUACCCAGAUUGGUCAUCUGCUGAUAGAGGAAGACAAUGGCCGGCGUCUGCCCAACAGACUCAGUCUGUCCGAGGCGUGUCAGUCUUACUCCGAAAACGCACACCCAUACGACUGGCGAGCCGAUGUCAAGGAAAUGUGGAUGUCGCGUAUUGGAGACUACUGGUCACAGCGCCCCCUGACGGAUGAGAUGGUAGAGUACGCAGCAGGGGACGUAAUGGCAAUUAUACCAGACGUCUUUAGAAACCAGAUGGAAUAUAUUGAAAGACGAAGCCUGAAGAAAAAGUUCAAGAUGCUCGUUGAGGAGGAGAUCCUUAGUGAAAUCAAUCAGGUGAUGAAACAGCUUCGUGGAGAGAGGAUCGAGAAGGCGGUGCGUCAGGUCCUUCGGGAGGUUAAUGAGAAGUACGAGGAGAGUACUGAUAUCUUCAAGAUCUUAGGUGGAGACGAGUUUCACGCUCUUAUGCUCAUCCCAUACGAGGACGCAGAGACAGUGUCAUCAAAAAUUGUCAAAUUCAAGACACGAAUUGUCGAAAAAGAGUUGGAGGAGAUUGAAAAUGAUCUCCGACUCAAACAAGAUAUGAUUCGAUCACGACCUCUGCUAGAUUUGGACUUACAAUCGUACGAGGUACAUCCUGACGCACAAAUUCGCGUCCGGGCCAAGGACAUUCGAAAGGAGUUGCACGAGACGAUUCUCUCCUCGAUCGGAAGGAGGUAUUCCGGGCUGGCUUCUCCACACAUAAUGUCGGAAACGGAACGGCAGGCUCUACGCACGCUCCGUCCCAAAUCAGAGUUCGACAGCGCCAUAGAUGGUAUCGUCCUUGCGAUGCAUUGGCUUGUGAUUGAUUUUGACCUUGAGCAGGCAUUGUUUAAUAUCAAGUAUGGGAACCCCGAGUAUAGGAUCACGGAGGAUUUUGUUGAAAGGGUUCAGGAUUAUGUCUUGAUAGACUCUAAUGUUUCAGAUGGGCUCAAACAGAAGUCAAAAAUGUUACUGAAAGUGUUAGAGAAGAAUGGUGAUAAAAUUGAAAAGCAACAAACUCCCGACAGAAAAGUAACAUUUAGUGAAGACACCGGAUUUUAAUUGAAACUUCUUCUUGCAAUCAUGCCAAUAGUUACAGUGAAUGGUUUGUGCUAUGUGUAAAUCACCAGUUAAGUAUUCCAAAAAGUUCAGUUUACACAUCAAAUUGAGUAAAUAACAAAGAAGGUCUGUUAGAACAAUAAUGUAUAUUUUAAUACCAGGAAGAAUUAGAUCCAACGUCGGCUAGUGGUAUGUGAGGCGAAGUUCAGCGUAGCGCAGUUGAAGGAUUCCUAAAGAGAAUUUAAAAGCCCGUCCACAAGAGCAAACGAAAUUAUAACAAGAGCUGAGAAGACAUCAUCAGAUGAAAUAUUUUGUAAACAAAUAUAUCUGUAUGUCAUAAGAUAUGUACGCAAACAAUCGCAAAGCAUGGUGUCGGGUUUGGCGAAAUUAUUUUUUCGUACGUUGCAUCAGCAUAUCAGUGUUGUUGUCUUAAUAACAAUGUCACUAAACUACCAUGCAACGGUUUCUUAUACCGUUUUGGUUAUUUCUAUCUGGUUCAAUAAGCUGUAGUGGUCCUGUAACGAUCUCGUAAUAAGCGGGACCUUAUGUGUACGAAAUUAUUUUUAAAUAGAGACAUAAUCCUUCUUCUACUGCUACUACUUCAACUUCUUUUUCUUCUGGAUGCUAGUGUGCAUCUAUUUCUGAUGAUAUUUACUAUGGCGUUGACGAAAAGAAAACGCACAUUAUUUUUGUUGAUUUAAUAUACGAUAAACGAUUAAAUAGAGGGAUAAUUUAGGGUUGUGGGAAGUAAGACACUGUAAGAGCGGCUUCAAAAGCAUCAACAAUGUCACAGAAACGAUAGACUGAGGGAUUGGACUCCAUGUUGUUAGGAUAGAAUGAAUGUUUAUAACAUACGAUAUUGUUUAUUUUCUUUUAAUAACUGGCACAGACCGCAAACCAAAAGUAAAAUCAAUAUGAAAACGUAAACAUUAGAUCAGCCUCAUAAUGUUUUACUUUCUUUAAAUAGUACCGUAUUUUUCCUGAUAUAAAACCUAUAGCAGCAAAAUAAAUCUGCAUUUUUAAAUCAUGUUGACUAAAAAUUCUGUUGAAAUUGAUUUUCACCUAAUGGGCUGCAUUUGCGCGAAUUUGAUAUUUGCAUUUUUAUUUGAGUCUCUUGUAGAGUUUUUGCGGUAAACUUAUAUUCUCUUAUACAGUAUUUAAUGCAGGAUAAAAAUCUUGUUUCAUUAACCCAAUAUGUAUAUUUGCGGCUGUGUCAACGUAAAGAAUGUUGUUUUCUCUUUUGUCAUUGCCUGAAGGUGUGUUCGCAACUGAAUGUAUAACAAAAUGUUAUUUGUAAGUAAAAUUGUUGCACUAGAUCUUGUAGAUAUUUAGUGAAUAUUCUUCGAAUUAACAUCACAUUAGCAGUUUUUCUUUUAGACUAAACUUCACAAGAUAAUGUAUGAUUAAUCAGUGUUUUGUUUGUGAUCAAUUUGUAUUAAAGUCCCUUGUCCCACUACUUGCAAAAGAAUAGAACUUUCAGUUUUUUCUUACAUAGAGUUACCUCCCCUUUAUUUCAUUUUGAUAUAAAUGUAGUGCGACUUGAUCGGGGUACUACUAUUGACAAGGUAGUUAAAUUGGUUAGAGUGACUGUUUAAUGAUAGGAUUUCAAGGGUUCUGCUAUUUGCCCUCCUAUAUUUUAUACUUAGAACAAUGUUGUUAUAACUGUUGUCUGUUUUAUCUUUAUUAUUUUUUCCAUACAAGACCCACAAGGGUUUUUUUUCUUACCAUAAUCAAAGUUAUAGGCAUGCUUGAACAGUGCAUAGUUCCAGUUCUCGACAGUCGCAGAGGAUUCUUAAUAAUAGACCAAAGUGGAAAUAUAUUCAAAUGUUCUUUUCCCGAGCAAAUAUCAAAAUAUUAAGGUAUUUUUGUCUGAUAGCGAACAUAAUGCUUGCAGGAUCAUGCUUCAGAUUAACUUAGAAAAGGUUUUAAAGUGUUAGUGAUUUUUAAUAAUCCUUAUGAUAAUAUAAUAAUAAUACCUCGAUGUUCUAAUAUACCGCUUCAGCACAAUCUAGAUCUUAGGUUGUCUCAAAGCGGUUCACAAAUUAUUAUCCGUGGUUAUAGGGCCUAUGCAACCAGCCAAUAUCUUUCUUAACUCCCUGGGGAGCAUACAUCCGGUGCUGCCAUCACAGCUAGUAUUCUACAAUUCUAGCAAUGCUAAACCACGUACUCGUUUACAGCUGAGUAGACUGGAACAAACGAAGUAAAGUUUCUUCAAGGAUACAACACAGUGCCAUGACAAGAUUUUAACCUGCGAUCCUUCAGUCACGAGCCUGGCGUCCUACCGUGUCUCCUAAGCCUAUACCAAAGCUAUAAUCGAAGGCAUACUUUCAUAUCGAUACUGGGAUGUUUCAGUUUCGAGAUGUUUUAGUAUUUUCAAAAGCUGUUUGGUAAUUUGAAAAGAUAUUUUAACACUAUGGUGAAUAUGUUCUUGGUAGGGAAAUACAACCAUACAAUGGUACAUUUUAAUUUACUGAGUUUGGUUGACUGAAGUUCUUCAAAGUUUUUGUCGUUCCGUCCAUGAUUUUGAUAUCCGAUGUAUUUCAAUCGGUCCUGAUAUUGUGUCAUUUGAUUUAAAUCUUUUUGUUAUGUUAUUUUUUCAUUAUGUACCAAGUGCUAAAAAAUCUGUGUCAUGUUCAAAACAAUUAAAUUCAUCUUGACCUCGUUGUAUUAAGCUCUUAUUUAGCAUUGUAAUUGCAAUAACAUUUGCUGCAUUUUUGUUAUUUUAAUGUAUUUAAAUAUUGUUUGCUCAAGCGGACGCCGUCCUGUUGCAAUUAAGUGUUUUUCUAUGCGUUGAGUUAAAGGACUCGUCGUCACUGUAUGACUAAAAUGUUUUGAAGUUUUGUCUUUUACUUUUAGUAUAUUCUCAUGUUCCUUUUUAAAUAUUAUCCACAUUGUUAUAGCUAUUCAGAAAUCGUGCGUAAUAAACUGUUUAAAAUC
Messenger RNA from Mizuhopecten yessoensis (Yesso scallop), 4647 nucleotides. RefSeq lists its product as uncharacterized. Bases 241 to 1713 code for a protein of 490 amino acids. NCBI's taxonomy places the organism in Eukaryota, Metazoa, Mollusca, Bivalvia, Pectinida, Pectinidae. The record is from RefSeq and is a predicted model, not a curated record. The transcript has 7 exons. Gene Ontology annotation, molecular function: 3'-5' exonuclease activity; nucleic acid binding. Gene Ontology annotation, biological process: nucleobase-containing compound metabolic process.